Messenger RNA from [Candida] anglica, 3713 nucleotides. Lineage: Eukaryota; Fungi; Ascomycota; Pichiomycetes; Serinales; Debaryomycetaceae. The record is from the annotation of a GenBank genome assembly.
AAAAAUAAUUAUCAGUACUAAAAAAAAAAGUCUCAAAAAAAAAAAAAGAAUGCGAGAAGCUGGCCAGCUUGAGUAAAACUAAAAUAGUGGCAGUUAAAACAGAAGGUAGACACGCUAUCCUUUCAAGGCAACUUGCCGUAGACAUUCCGAUAGUUACGCGCUGAAAAUAGCACGCGUCUAGUGGAACAUAACUCCCCCCACAGAGCCUCUCCCAGAGCCAUUCACCAUGACUGACAGAGUGAGUAUCAAACCCGACGUAAAGAUAGAGGAGUCGAAUGUUGACAUACCCGGUAGAGAGGGUACCCCGACGAGACUUGAAGGCACGACUCCACCCACUGCAGGAGCGGCAGAUACCCCUGGGCCUGGGUUGGACUCAGCCGAGGCCGCAGACGCCGCCGUGUUGGCUGAAUCGAUGGCAGCCACAGGUUCAAGUUCUGCAGCACAAACAGCUAGACAAAAGAGGAACUCCCUUGCAUGUAUCCGGUGUCGUACGCGUCAUAUAAGAUGUCCAGGUGGAAACCCAUGUAAGAAGUGUCAGCUAGCCAAGCACAAGUGUGAAUACGUAGAAGCAGAUAAGAAGAUUGUGGUGUCAAUGAAGUAUAUCUCCAAACUUCAUGAAGAUAUUGCCCGACUUAAAAAGGACAAUGCCACUUUAAGAAACAAUUUAAAGGAGGAGGAGAUGAAAUACAAUGAAGCGAAGCGCGCAAACCCUCCGUUCAAGGCGUCACCAGCAUCACAAGCAGCGGCCGCAGUGGCAGCCGUAGCUGAAGCCACGGCUUCUAUAACACCGUCAGGAAUUGGAGGUAGACACAAUCCAAACAAUGUAAACCAUUACAACCGACCAGUAAACAACAAGGGGGAACUCACUACUGAUGGAUACUCGAGAUUCAAUAAUACUUUUGGCAAUAACCAAAACUCCUUGGCAGUUACAUCCACAUCUGGGUUCCCUGAAGUGAUCCAACCAUCACUCGAUAAACAUGGAAGACUUAUUCAAUCAAGAACAGGAGAAAAAUUAUACGUUGGAUCAUCUUCAAUGACUCUUUUCGGUCUUGAAAUUCAAAAUAUGGUACCGUCAUUCUCAUCAUCUCGACUUUUAGCUAGUGGUAACAGUCAAGCUAGUACACCAUCUGAGAAUGGUUCCACUUCAUCCACAACAUCCAUACAAUCAGCUGCACCAUCUACAACUCCAAGUACAAAAUCAACCAAGAGAGAAUCACAAAUCCUUGAAAAGGAAGGAAAUGCCUACAAGAUUAUUCUUGCCAAGACCAAUACUAGACCUGGGAUUUCUAUAAACUUCACACUCCCUUCAUACUCUUAUGCUAUGCUUUUGGUGGAUACGUUUGUCAAUUACAACGAUGGAUGUUUUUAUUUCUUCAAUGAAGGAUUAGUCAAGAAGUUUCUCAUGAAUCUUUAUUCUGGGAAAAUGGAAGAUAAUAAGAGGAUUUUGAAGCGGAAUAUCCCCAUUAAUACCCGAGGUCCUUCUGUAGCGGAAAAUUCCAUCAAGAAGGAUAUGGAUGAUGAAACGAUUUUGGAAACAAUUUGGUUCUGUAAGAUAUUACUUAUCUUCGCCACGGGAGAAAUGUAUCUUGGUACCGAAUCUGAUACUCAUAUAAAGCAGAGGAAAUUUGCCGAUAGAGCUAAUAUACUGACCAGAAAGCGGAAUAAUGGAGUUGCAGCCGCAGCUGCUGCCGCCGCCGCAGCUCAUGCCACAGCAACGGGGAAUCCUUUACCAGAAGGUGCAACUAAUAACACUGAUAAAGAUUCCAAGGGAAGAAGAGCUAGCACUGGCAAAGAUACUUUACCAGGAGCUGGAUUCUUCUAUCAAGCAUCAGAACUUUUCACUGGUCUUUUCGCAUCUGGAGCCAUUGAUAAUAUUGCCAAGGAUGGUGGUAUUGAGGUAAUGUUAUUGUAUGCGUUCUAUUUACAAGUUGCUGAUUGUACAAUUGCCUCGUACUUCUACUUUGGUUCCGCGCUUAGAUCCACUUUAAUUCUAGGAUGGCAUGUUGAUGCGGAUAAGGAGAAUUUGAACCGAUUUGAAUUGGAGCAUAGAAGAAGAAUUUGGUGGACGGUAUAUAUGUAUGAACGAAUGUUAUCAUCUAAGGCAGGACUUCCAUUAAGUUUUGCAGAUGAUAGUGUUUCUACGGAAUUCCCAGUUGAUUUCAGUAUGACGGUGGAAGAUUUCCCUCGAGAUGAAGCUGAUGUAAGAGGAUACUACGUUUUCCCUCCAGCAGAAUAUAUUAAUAACUGUGUUAUCAUCACACAAAUUAACGCAAUGAUUUUAUCGUCCUUAUAUACCAAGCAACCAACAAUUAAUAUUUUACCAGUUGUUUCUGAUUUGGUUCAAAAAUUAAUGAAUUGGAAAAAUGGACUUCCUGAAUUCCUCAAAGUUGACUUUACUAUUGAAGAUCUACGUGUGACAAGAUUGGUUGUUAACUUAAUGACUGAAUAUUUCCAAGGGAUGAAUUUGGCAGUAAGACCGUUACUUUUCCAUUUUGCAACCAAUAAACUUCAAGAAUUACAAGCCAACCCUACACAAAGCAAUAAAUAUAUUGAUUUAACGAAGUAUUCAAAGAAUGUGUUGACAUUAUUAAAUGCAUCAUUCCAGGCAUCGAUCAAUUCUAUUAGAUGUAUCUGGGCUCUUGUUCCAGAAAAUAUGGUUGCCUUAUUUGGAUGGAUGGAUAGAGAAUAUUUAUUCACAUCUGCAUCUACAUUAAUUUUGUUUAAUGCAUCAUUUGGAGUCCAUGAAGCUACUAAGGAUCAUCUUGAUCACGCAUUGACGAUAUUUACCAAGAUGAAACGUUUAGGAAACUAUCCAGCUGCUUUGAGACGUUCACAAUUAUUAAAGUUAAUCAGUGUGCUUGACUUUAACGGUGUGAUGAAUGACUUAUUACGUAAACAUGACGAUGAAGGGCUUUAUUAUACCGAAAGUCCUACUGGAAGUGAAUUGGACCAUCAACCAUUAGAUGAUGAAGGUAUGAGUCAGGAAGCACUGGAGCAAGAGAUUCUUAGACAACAAAGGUUGCACCAAGAACACCUCCAACAACAACAAGAGCAACAGCAACAGCAACAACAUCAGCAACAGCAACAGCAACAUCAACAACAAAUUCAUCAACAAUUGGAACAACAAAGACAAGCCAUGAUGCAAGGUCCUCCAAUUGAUCCUGUUGCACCAGAAUUGUCUUCUGCUUCAGUUAUGGAUUUCUUGAACUUCCCAGGAACUACCCCUCAACCAAACACGACACAUCCACAAUCACAUUUCAAUAUUCCUAGCGUCGAAGGAAUGGAAGUUGAACCAACUGGAAUGGGAAGCAGUAGUAUGGGUGAAGCGUAUAUGAAUUCCGAUCUUGCUGGUAUCGAAGGAUUGACAUAUCUUGACGAGGAACAGAAACUUUGGAGUGACAUUACUAGUGCUGCAGGCUGGUUGAGUAUGCCACCAACUGGACAACCACAAACUGCAACUGAUGAUAUUCACCGUGACUUUGGCGGAACCCUUCAAAAUAUGGCCCCUAAUGAUCAUGGACUUUAUGGAGGUGUGCCACAGAAUGGAAAUGACGUGAACAUGGGAUAUGGAGAUAUUAUCAAUCUGGAGUUCCAAACUGAUGAAUGAGAGAAUAAAAAUAAGAGACCAUUUAGAUUUACUCUAAUAGUUAGUUUUGUAUAUUAAUACUAUUAUUACAUAUUGUACAAUUGUUCAUUUUUUUUUUCGUUUUUGU